AUGGCGAGCAUUGAUGUGCUGGCAAAAAGGUUUUACUUAUUUGGCAAAAUGUACAGUCAUGAUUUACGUGAGCAAAGUUUUGUAGACUGGCCAUUUAGAGAGGAAUGCAACUGCACGCCUGAAAAGAUGGCCAAAGCUGGGUUUGUCCACUGCCCCAGUGAGAAUGAGCCAGAUGUUGCCUGCUGCUUCUUCUGUCUGCUCGAGCUUGAGGGCUGGGAACCAGACGAUGAUCCCUGGUCAGAACAUGAGAGACGCUCUAACUGUGGCUUCUUAACCAUGAAGAAAGACUUCACCAAGCUAACAAUGGCUGAAUUCUGUCACCUGGAAGAAAAAAGGCUAAAGAUUUACUACAAAAAGGUCUGUCACAAGAAGAUGGCUUUUUUGAGGGAUGCCAUAGACCAUACGCUUGAGGUGCUUAAAUCUCAGCUGGACUCCAUUUGA
Pelmatolapia mariae (spotted tilapia) is the source of this 441-nucleotide messenger RNA. It is a transcript of the gene birc5b, whose product is annotated as baculoviral IAP repeat containing 5b. The record is from RefSeq and is a predicted model, not a curated record. The transcript has 4 exons. Bases 1 to 441 code for a protein of 146 amino acids. Lineage: Eukaryota; Metazoa; Chordata; Actinopteri; Cichliformes; Cichlidae.